AUGCAUCAGAACACUAAGUGUGGCAAGUUCAGGUACAGCAGUGUGUGUGGGGCUCUGCGCAGUGUGUGUGUGACGGAGGGUCCGGCCGCUCUCUUCUCCGGCUUCACGGCGACGCUGCUCCGAGACGUUCCCUUUUCCGGGAUCUACGUCAUGUUCUACAGCCAGGCCAAGGCGGCGCUCCCCACAGAGAUCAGCUCCUCCCCCUCCGCCCCCCUCUAUAACUUCUCCUGUGGGCUGCUCUCGGGGGUGUUAGCCUCCCUGAUCACGCAGCCGGCUGACGUGGUGAAGACUCGGGUCCAGGUGAACACACACCUGAGGACCGCCGAGGCCAUCAGACACAUCUACAGGGAGCAAAAAAUGCAGGGGUUCUUCAGAGGAGCCGUACCUCGAGCCCUGAGGAGGACCAUGAUGGCCGCCAUGGCCUGGACCGUGUACGAGCAGAUGAUGGCCAGAUUUGGACUGAAAUCCUGAAAAUAAGAAGAAAUAAGUGCCUGAAGUACAGACAGUCAGAAGUCACUGUCACACAUUUUUUUUAUGAAGACUGUGAAAUGGAUUUCCUUCCAAAAUGCACUUCAAGUGAAUCAGCCAAUCAGAGUGCAGGAUUUGCUUGGUUUUUUGACCAUGACGGAAAUAUAGUACAAGAUGAGACGAGUGUCCGAAAAAAUGCCUAAGACAUUUCCUCCAGCGCCUGAAAGUGUUUUGCUUCUACGACUUCUUUAAUGUCUUUUAUUUGUUUUAACCCAACAACAGAUGAAGACCGUGUACAUUUGUUUUUAAUUUAAUGUAUUUGUUUGUUUAUAAGACUUAAAAUGUCACUACAAAAAGAGAUGAACAUGUUGUACAGGUCUUCUAAAUCUUGUUUUAUUUUAAGUCAUUGUUUUUAGUUUUUAUAUUUCACCACAACAACAAGAAGUCGGUGUACAAUUAUUAUUAUUUCUUUUGUUCCUUUUAAAAAAAGAAAAGUGUAUUAUUUCCCUGCAACACAGGAUGCAAAUGUGGUGUCUUUAUUUUUUAUUUAAUUUUUAUUUCUUUUUUUGAAUCACUUUUUAUUCCCACAUAACAGUAGUUAUUCCCACUUUUCAGUCAAAUGUGUUUAUAUUUGUAUGACUAUGUAUAACUUUCCCUUUAAAAUGUGAGUGCUUCUCCCCACUUCUGAUCUCAGACUGCAGUAAUCAUGAUUUAAGUCGCAUAAUGCACUUUAACCCCGGCUGUUAUGUCAUGCUUCUUCUAACAACGGUGUUAUUUAUAUUCUGACUUAAACUGCACCUAAAACACCCUGAUUCUUGUCUGACAUUUACUUUCAUGCAUCCUUCACAUGUGCUCUCUUUAUGGAGGCUGUUUGA
Notothenia coriiceps (black rockcod) is the source of this 1343-nucleotide messenger RNA. Its product is annotated as solute carrier family 25 member 38-B-like. Gene Ontology annotation, molecular function: glycine transmembrane transporter activity. Bases 1 to 471 code for a protein of 156 amino acids. Gene Ontology annotation, biological process: glycine import into mitochondrion. The transcript is spliced from 4 exons. The record is from RefSeq and is a predicted model, not a curated record. Gene Ontology annotation, cellular component: mitochondrion. NCBI's taxonomy places the organism in Eukaryota, Metazoa, Chordata, Actinopteri, Perciformes, Nototheniidae.